CUGCCUGCCUCCUAUGUGAAGGGGAGGGGCGGGAGCUCUGGCUGCCGCCGCCGGGUUGCCGAGGCUGAGCUGAGCCAAGCGGCAGCGCGGGGCCUUGGACACGUCGGACCGGGAACGGGCGGGGAAGAGGAGCCCGCAAAGCGGCGGGGCCAGGCCGGCAGCUCUCCGCGAGCGCGGCCCGCCGCUGGGCAAAGAAAGGCAGGAAGGCGAAGGGAGAGCCACGAGCCCAGCUCUCGGCCGCCGCCGAGACAAAGAGCGAAGCCCGCCGCCGAAGGCAGCUCGCUCCCUCGCCCCUCUCCUUUCCGCCGCCUCUUCCUCCUGCCCAUCCGCGCCCCCUCGCUGGGCCGGAGCCGGGAGCAACAGACCGGCAGGCGGGCAGGUAGGAAGGAAGGAAGGAAGGAGGGCAGCCGCCGAGGAACGGAGGAUGGAAAUCAUCAUCAUCAUCAUCACUAUCAGUGCUAUUUGAGAAUGAAAUAGAUGGAAGUUGCUGUGACUUGAUUUUCCAUUUUUAGAGAGAGACUCCAUGAAAGAUGACAGAAGAAGUUAUUGUUAUAGCGAAGUGGGAUUAUACUGCCCAACAGGAUCAAGAACUUGACAUAAAAAAGAAUGAACGCCUCUGGCUGCUGGAUGAUUCCAAGACAUGGUGGAGGGUAAGAAACGCAGCCAACAAAACAGGAUAUGUGCCAUCAAAUUAUGUGGAGAGAAAGAACAGCUUGAAGAAAGGCUCCUUGGUUAAAAAUCUAAAAGACACAUUGGGUUUGGGUAAAACCAAACGGAAGACAAGUGCCAGAGACGCCUCUCCAACUCCUAGUACUGAUGCAGAAUACCCAUCAAAUGGUAGCAGUGCUGACAGGAUUUAUGAUCUGAACAUCCCUGCCUACGUGAAGUUUGCCUACGUGGCCGAGAGGGAGGAUGAACUAUCUCUUGUUAAAGGAUCUCGAGUGAUUGUUAUGGAAAAAUGCAGCGAUGGCUGGUGGAGAGGGAGCUACAACGGACAUAUUGGCUGGUUUCCUUCAAACUAUGUAGUUGAAGAAGUUGAGGAAGCGACUGCUGAUUCGCCAAGUUUUCUAAGUUUGAGAAAAGGGGCAUCCAUGAGUAAUGGCCAAGCCAUGAAAAUACUUCACAUUGUCCAGACAUUGUACCCAUUCAGUUCUGUCACUGAAGAAGAGCUCAAUUUUGAAAAAGGUGAAACUAUGGAAGUGAUAGAGAAACCAGAAAAUGACCCAGAAUGGUGGAAAUGUAAAAAUUCUCGUGGGCAAAUUGGUCUUGUUCCCAAAAACUAUGUAGUAAUCUUAAGUGAUGGUCCUACCAUUAAUGCUUCCCAUCCUCCUCAGAUAAGCUACACGGGGCCCUCUUCUACAGGACGGUUUGCAGGAAAAGAAUGGUAUUAUGGGAACGUUACUCGACAUCAGGCAGAAUGUGCUCUGAAUGAAAGGGGAUCAGAAGGCGACUUCCUUGUCAGAGACAGUGAAUCUUCACCCAGUGACUUUUCAGUAUCUCUAAAGGCUUCAGGGAAGAACAAACAUUUCAAGGUGCAGCUGGUGGACAAUGUCUAUUGCAUUGGGCAGCGUCGAUUUAAUACUAUGGAUGAGUUGGUGGAACACUACAAAAAGGCUCCUAUCUUCACCAGUGAGCACGGGGAAAAGUUAUAUCUUGUCAAAGCACUUCAGUGACAUUGAAGAUGGACUAGGCCUGCUGGGGCCUUUUGUAACUUAAAAGCCUUAGGUCCUCAAUCACUUUUAUAGAGCAGGGCACUCUGCACCAGACACAACUGUCAGUGAAUGGUCUGUUUCUGAGUAUUUGCUCUGUUGGUUAUAUUCUCUUUUCCUCCUUGCUUUUCUCUACCCCCAUUUUUGCUUAUUAGUCUUUUUAAAAAUUAAGUUGUUUUGAAUCCCCUCAGGUUGAAAUUUUCACUUAGGUGGGCCAUUGUAAGCACUCGUUUUAUUUCCUGGGUUUUUAACUCUUUCUAUGUACACGUUUACAGAGUUAAUCCAGAUAAAGGAGGGGUGUUCUUGAGUGAGAAACAGUGUUAUCAGACGGCUCCUGAUGGCAGAAAUCAUCAUUGAGAGACUGGGCACAGUUGAAUGCACUGAACCUGCAGCUAACUAAGUGAAAUAAUAGUAGACAUAACGGUUGUGGCUGUGAGUUCUGUAGCUAUUUUGCUUACCAAGUAAUAUAUUUCUGAAAUUCCUAGUUUCUAGAAGCAUUCUUCCCACACUCUCCUACAACUAUUACAUUGCUUCUUUGGCUCUUUGUGAAGAGUACACUAACUAAAGCAUUUUGUAAUAGUUCUUCUUAAACUACUACGGUAUGAUUGUAGUAAAGAAAACUAUCUAGCGUAUUUUGACAUGUAAUUUCAACCGAGAUGUUUCAUUGAAAGUUGAUUACUUAGAGAAUCAUUGAAUUGUAAUGGUUGAAUGUUUUGGUAUCUACAACCAGAUGUGCCAUCCACAUAAUGCUUUCUCUUCUUGCCCUUCUGCUUGUUUGAAUUAAACAGUUAUGUAUUUAA
This is a messenger RNA of Ahaetulla prasina, 2509 nucleotides long. It is a transcript of the gene NCK2, whose product is annotated as NCK adaptor protein 2. Bases 531 to 1673 code for a protein of 380 amino acids. NCBI's taxonomy places the organism in Eukaryota, Metazoa, Chordata, Lepidosauria, Squamata, Colubridae. The record is from RefSeq and is a predicted model, not a curated record. Gene Ontology annotation, biological process: negative regulation of endoplasmic reticulum stress-induced eIF2 alpha phosphorylation; positive regulation of endoplasmic reticulum stress-induced intrinsic apoptotic signaling pathway; positive regulation of translation in response to endoplasmic reticulum stress. The transcript is spliced from 5 exons. Gene Ontology annotation, molecular function: protein binding.